UCUUGUUUUUUACUAUCAUAGAGCAAUGUAAUUAAUCCAAAACUCCCACCCAAUCCGUUGCCUUUUUCUCUUUCAAGUUUUAACCAUUUUCAGAAAGAGCAUCUCCCCAACCUGGUUUCAAUUUUUUUUUUUUUACAGUAAAGCUACCCUAUAGGUUCGACCGUUUCGGGUCAAGCGUCCAAAUGCCAAUUUGGGCCCCGGCCCGGUCUUUUGGAGAACGAAUCGAUACAAAUGGCUCACGUUUGAGGUCCCACUUUGAUUUCCACCCCACCACGUCGACACACGGAAAAAGGAUCCUCUGCAGCAACGCAUACGAAUGGUUUCCAAUCUCUUAAUCAUCCAACCGUUCAAAAACACCCCGCAUCACAAUCUAACGGCCACGAAGAAGAACUUCCCAAAAGAUCUCGACGGGUCCCAGCAUGGUUCUCGAAGUAUGCGAUUAUUUCCUUUCUCGUCAUGCAUUUGGAGCAGUAAGUCCAUUGGCCACUAGAGCGUCAGAGCAGUGAGCAUUCCUGGAAAACUUUUCUCUCUCUUUCCCAGGCUCCUUCCCCAGGAAGUUUUCCUUCACGGUGGCCGGAGCUCGGAAGUUAUUCUUCUCUCCCUCGCUCUCUUCACGGUAUGUUUCCGGCGGCAUGGACGCUCUGGUGAUGAUCGCUGCUUGCUUCCAAAAGUAGCUAUUCGUUGUCUGCUCUUGUGGUUUCCGUACAUUUUGGUUUUUUCAACUUCCUCUUGUUCUGUCGUCAGGUGGCCGAAACAUGGAGUCUCGUUGGAGGAUCCCGCUCGGAAAUAGACCAACGCCGAAGACGCCGACCUCGGCUACCAAUGAUGUUUCUGGUCUUGCAAACUUUAAGCGGAUUAUGGAGCAAUUGAAUGCCGGUGUGUAUGGAAGCGUUAGUGAUACGAUACGGGAUCUCUGCAAGCGGAAACUUGCUGAAUUCUCUAAACGUUCGGCCGUGAAGAUGGAUGCUGCUGCUUCGAGUAAUGUUCCUGAUGCGAAAAGGAUUCGGGGCAUGAACGGUUUAAAGGAGCAUCAUGAUGUCUGCUGCAUCUCUGGGCCAGCAGCUGCUGCACAUACAGUUGUGAUUCUAGAUUCUGACGAAGAAGAUAAUGGAGAAGACACAGCCAACGGUCAGUUUCAGGGUGUUGUGCAGACUAAGCUUGAGGAACAGUGUUUCUCUGAUACGGAGGUAAGAGAAUCUAUAGCGACUUCAUCGCCAAAACAUGCUGUCGCUGAUGAUACUGCUGCCUGCAAAGGAGAUGAAGCUGCCCGAACUGAUAUUGAGCCUGACAAAGAGAAGGACAAGAUGAAUUGUGUGAUUCCUCUUAAUUUAUGUCAAGAUGAGAAGACGAUCAUAGAUUUGGAAACUUCGGACACACAGCAUGCUGAUGUGGGUGACUACUCUGUAACAAGUGGUGCACCAGCUCAAGCAGAAGAAACUGUUGUGGUCUUGGAUCUCGAUGAGAAUGAGUCCGAUGGCAGUGUCGUGGACAUGGAUAUUUCCCCCUUGCGUGAGGUUGUCCUGGCAAGUCAAUUUGGAGAAUUUUCUGCGGAGAAAGAGGUUGGAGACUCUAUUGAGAUCGGAAUUCUAAUCUCGGAGAGCCUUCCUGAUGGUACUUACUGCAAGGAAAACGGUAAGUCAGGAAGCGUUGCCGAUGAAACUGGCGGCAAGGGGAAUGAGGCUGAUCGCACUGACUGCAAAGAAGAUACGGCUGUUAGUAAUGGUGAGAAAAAUGAUGAUCCGAUGCUUAGAGAGACUGGACCGAAAACUCGUGCUGAUGAUACUAACCACAAGGAAGAUUCAGUUCUUGACACUCGCGCGACCAAUAAAGAACUUGCUUUCUGGCAUCCUGAAGAUGACAGUACACAAAGUGACAGUGAUGAAGAUGGUUUGGGGAACCUAUGGAAUGAGAUGGCCAUAGCAUCGAAAUUCACUGGGGAACCCGAGGAGUAUCCUCCAUCUAACUUAUCAAUCGAAGAUGAUGAUGAUGAUCGCUGUGACCAUGAUUACAUUCACAAGGAAGACAUUGGCGAUGUAUGUCGCAUUUGUGGGUUUGUAGGUCGAGACAUCACUUCAGUAAUUGACGUCCAAUUCUUUAAGGCGAAAAAGUAUGUGCGCAACUAUGCUUCCAGUUCCCGGAAUGCCAAGGAUAAGACCACGAACGAGGAGAUUCGAGUUCAGGAUGAUGACGUUACAGCCGCCGCCAUGUACCCUCAUCCAAGGCACCAGAAGCAAAUGAAGCCUCAUCAAGAAGAAGGCUUCAAGUUCCUCUGCAGCAACUUGGUCUCCGAUGAUCCUGGGGGAUGCAUAUUAGCUCAUGCACCUGGAUCAGGCAAAACCUUCUUGAUCAUCAGCUUCAUCCAAAGCUUCCUUGCCAGAUACCCCAAGGCUCGACCACUCGUUGUGCUCCCGAAAUCAAUCCUGCAUACCUGGAGGAAAGAGUUCGAGAAGUGGAAUGUGGAAGACUUUCCCAUUUAUGAUUUCUACACUUCGAAAGCAGAGGGUCGUGCUCAGCAACUGGAGGUCCUCAAAAAAUGGGUUGAUCAGAAAAGUGUGCUUCUCUUGGGUUACAUGCAAUUAUCCUCCAUUAUAUGCGACGAGGGGACAACCAUGGAGUGUACCGACUGUCAGAACAUUCUCCUACAUCAACCAUCCCUUCUCGUUCUGGACGAAGGCCACACUCCGAGGAAUGAGGGGACAAAUGUUCUCCAAUCUCUGGUGAAAAUUCGGACACCGAGGAAGAUCGUGCUCUCAGGCACCCUCUAUCAGAAUCACGUCCAGGAAGUUUUCAAUGUACUGAAAAUCGUUCGUCCCAGCUUCCUGAAGCUAAACGACACUCCAUCCAUCGUCAAGCGCAUUCUCAGCAAAGCAUCCAUACCAACAGGGAAGAAGGUUAGAGGUAGCGGCGCCGAUGCCACGUUCUACGAGGCCGUGGAGCAUACUUUGCAACAAGAUGGUGACUUCAAGAGCAAGGUAUCCCUAAUCCAGGACCUCCGAGAGAUGACCAGAAAAGUCCUCCAUUACUUCAAAGGUGAUUUCUUGAGUGAGCUUCCAGGGCUGGUCGACUUGACCGUGGUGCUCAAGCUCACAGACUGGCAGAAGCACGAGGUGGAGGAGAUGAAGAAAGUGAAGUGUAAAUUCACGAGAGCCGUGGUUGGUGGUUUAGUCUGGCUUCACCCGAAACUGAAGAACCUGAAGAAGAAACUGAAACCUGCAGCUACUAUCGAGAACGACGCCAUGGACAAGCUGCUGGAGGAUCUAGACACCAGAGACGGAGUGAAAACCAAGUUCUUCCUUAACAUGUUGGCUCUAUGCGAGACGAACAAUGAGAAAAUGGUGAUCUUCAGCCAGUACCUACCGCCGCUGAAGUUCCUGGAGAGGCUGCUGACGAAGCUGAAGGGCUGGACUCUGGGAAGGGAGAUGUUCAUGAUAAGUGGGGAUUCGAGCUCUGAACAGAGGGAAAGGUCCGUGGAACACUUCAACAACUCCACAAAUGCUAAGGUUUUCUUCGGGUCAAUUAAGGCCUGCGGCGAAGGGAUUUCACUAGUUGGAGGGUCGAGAGUGAUCAUUUUAGAUGUGCAUCUGAACCCUGCUGUCACUCGUCAGGCUAUAGGGCGAGCGUUUCGGCCAGGGCAGACGAAGGUGGUGUACGUCUACAGGCUGAUCGCUGGUGGAUCGCCGGAGGAGGAAGAUUACAAUACGUGCUUCAGGAAGGAAGCGAUCUCGAAGCUGUGGUUCGAGUGGCACGAGUUCUGUGGGUUUAAGGAUUUCAAGGUGGACUGUGUUGAGUUGCAGAAGUGUGGUGAUAUGUUCAUGGAGAGUCCUUUGAUUGCUGCAGAUGUACGUGAUCUGCACAGAAGGUAGAUCGUGAUUCUGACUAGGGAAACCAAAAUUGAAGAAGCUGAAGUACAGGUAUUGGGUAACUCUUUUUUUGCUAGUGGAUCGUAUUGCAACACUAGACUGCUCUUCUGUAGUAACUCUAAUUCUCUUCCUGGCAAAUUUACCUCUAAUUCUCACCCCAAACCUUAAACGUGGAGGUUUAGGGAGGCUAAUUUUAGUCGUUGCUGACCACUUUUGCGUCGUUCUAUGAGGCGUUUUGGUUAUAUGUAUAUAUGCUGUUCUUGGGGAGAUCAGAUGAACUAAUUUAGCAGAUUAUUGUGGUCUUUACAUCAAACAGCAUCUGGUUUUGUGUAAUGCUAACCAUUAACUAGCAUCAGAGCCUUCCUUAUUGGUCGAGUUUUCUCGUACUUGGUUCGCAACAAAAGCUUCGGUUUGCUUCCCAGCAACUGAAUUGUAGUUCACUGCCACUGGAACCAGAUAAACCCUAUGCUCUUGCUGAGUUUCUGAUUUUGUAAAUCUAGGGAGAGACAUUUGGUCUCUCAUAACAUCGUUUUGAUCCUCCACGUGGCCUGGUUUGUCACCUGUAAACUAAAACAACACGGAAAAU
Messenger RNA from Linum trigynum, 4446 nucleotides. The record is from the annotation of a GenBank genome assembly. Lineage: Eukaryota; Viridiplantae; Streptophyta; Magnoliopsida; Malpighiales; Linaceae.